Salvelinus namaycush (lake trout) is the source of this 1170-nucleotide messenger RNA. Its product is annotated as ELAV-like protein 2. The record is from RefSeq and is a predicted model, not a curated record. The transcript has 7 exons. Gene Ontology annotation, molecular function: RNA binding. Bases 1 to 1170 code for a protein of 389 amino acids. Lineage: Eukaryota; Metazoa; Chordata; Actinopteri; Salmoniformes; Salmonidae. Gene Ontology annotation, cellular component: ribonucleoprotein complex.
AUGGCAGUCAGACUGUGCGACGUGGCUUCUCUGCUUAGAAGUGGUUCGUGGGCGGCAGAGCCUUGGACUGGGCAGGUAAUUGCAGCCAUGGAAACACAGCUGUCCAAUGGGCCCACUUGCAACAACACGAGCAACGGUCCCUCAACAAUCUCAAACAACUGCUCCUCUCCGGUUGAGUCGGGGAGCAUGGAGGACAGUAAAACUAACUUGAUAGUAAACUACCUGCCUCAGAACAUGACCCAAGAAGAGCUCAAGAGUUUGUUUGGGAGCAUCGGGGAAAUUGAGUCCUGUAAAUUAGUUCGAGACAAAAUAACAGGGCAGAGCCUAGGUUAUGGAUUUGUGAAUUACGUGGACCCGAAAGACGCAGAGAAAGCCAUUAACACAUUAAAUGGCCUGAGACUACAGACCAAAACCAUUAAGGUUUCCUACGCUCGUCCAAGCUCAGCCUCCAUUAGAGAUGCAAAUUUGUAUGUCAGUGGCUUACCAAAAACCAUGACUCAGAAAGAACUGGAGCAGCUCUUCUCUCAGUACGGACGAAUUAUUACCUCACGCAUUCUGGUGGACCAAGUGACCGGUGUCUCCAGAGGGGUGGGUUUUAUCCGGUUUGACCGGCGAAUCGAAGCAGAAGAAGCCAUCAAGGGCCUGAAUGGCCAGAAGCCACCGGGCGCCACAGAGCCCAUCACCGUGAAGUUCGCCAACAACCCCAGCCAGAAGACAAGCCAGGCUCUGCUCUCUCAGCUGUACCAGUCGCCCAAUCGAAGGUACCCCGGACCCCUCGCACAGCAGGCACAGCGCUUCAGGUUGGACAAUCUGCUCAACAUGGCAUAUGGAGUCAAGAGCCGGUUCUCCCCCAUGGCCAUCGAUGGGGUGACCAGCCUGGCUGGCAUCAACAUCCCAGGGCACGCGGGCACCGGCUGGUGCAUCUUCGUCUAUAACCUGGCUCCGGAUGCAGACGAAAGUAUUCUGUGGCAGAUGUUUGGGCCGUUUGGCGCCGUCACAAACGUCAAGGUCAUCCGGGACUUCAACACAAACAAGUGCAAAGGGUUCGGAUUUGUCACCAUGACUAACUACGACGAGGCAGCCAUGGCCAUCGCCAGCUUGAACGGAUAUCGCCUCGGGGACAGAGUUCUGCAAGUCUCGUUCAAAACCAACAAAACGCACAAAGCCUAA